Ctenocephalides felis (cat flea) is the source of this 584-nucleotide messenger RNA. RefSeq lists its product as uncharacterized. Bases 94 to 333 code for a protein of 79 amino acids. Lineage: Eukaryota; Metazoa; Arthropoda; Insecta; Siphonaptera; Pulicidae. The transcript is spliced from 3 exons. The record is from RefSeq and is a predicted model, not a curated record.
GAUAUUUUCCCAAGACGUCAGACAUACAAUUUUCAAUAAUUUUAAGAUUACAAGAAUAAAUUACAAAUAAAUACUGAAUUAUACUAAAAAACCAUGUCGGCAAGCUUGGCUGCUAGGAGAUCAUUGGGUACUUUAUGGAGGCAAGGAUGGAAUGAAAUUCCAGAAGUAAUGCUUAGUACUGCCAUGGGACUGGCUGGAGUUGGCAUCAGCUGUUAUGCCAUUUAUAGAACCUAUGUACUUGAAGGUGGAGACUACAGAAAAUAUCGAAUGGGAUAUGUUGUAUAUCGCCCUGAUGACCCCAGAGUAGCAAAAAUUCGUCCAGAAGAUCGAUAAAUUAUGAAUGAUAGUAUAUUAUUUUAAAAUUAACAAGUAUAGUUAAUGUAAAUAUCUUAUAUUUUUGUGAUUUUAUUUGUUUGCUCUAAAGGUGUUCUGUUUUGCCUAAGCUCUUAUUCUGGUUCUAAUUACUAUCAGCUUAUUGUGAUCACAAUAAAUCAGGCAUAUUCAUGUAAAUUGUGCACAUUGAUGUUGUAGUCUAAUAACUAUAUGAAAAGCAGCCCAAUUGCUAUCAAAUAAAUUAAUAAAUC